AUGUCUGCUCAGUUCGCCAACGGUCUCGGCAACGUCCGCCUCGUCGACCGCGAGCACAUCAACCCCAUGCUUCAGGGCAUCCUCUACAGCACCGACCGCAAGGCCCAGGUCGCUGUUCUUCAGGAAGAGAGCCGCCGCUCCUCGGCCUCUUCCUCUGCCUCGUCCACUCCUCUCACCUCCCGGAAGAACUCGGUCAUCUCUCCCGAUGCCGUGUCUCUCGCCUCGUACUCCAAGGAGAAGCGCCGCAAGUCGUCCCUCUUCGGCAUGGCCAGCUUUGGCAAGAACCGCGGUGUCGCCGGUAUCUCCAACAUCAUGUAA
Molecule: messenger RNA, 318 nt
Organism: Akanthomyces muscarius
Lineage: Eukaryota; Fungi; Ascomycota; Sordariomycetes; Hypocreales; Cordycipitaceae
Exons: 1
Coding region: 1-318 (105 amino acids)
Source: RefSeq, a predicted model, not a curated record